Xyrichtys novacula (pearly razorfish) is the source of this 1857-nucleotide messenger RNA. The record is from the annotation of a GenBank genome assembly. Lineage: Eukaryota; Metazoa; Chordata; Actinopteri; Labriformes; Labridae.
AUGUACGGGCACAACCAAGGUAAGUAAAAACAAGAACGAAUAAACUGAUGAUUUUUUUUCUCAGUGUUCACUCUCAUUCAUUUCUCUUUUCUCUCGUCAUAAAGGAAACCAGUACCCUGGUUACCCUAACCAGCAAGGGGGAUACCCUCAGUAUCCUCCAGGCACCGCCCCUCCACCUGUCUACCCUCCUCAGCCCCACGGCCAACACGGAGGCCAGGGUACGGACCUGGACCUGGAUGCUGCCCAGGACAAGGCCAGGGACACGGCCAGGGACACGGCCAUGGACAGGGACAUCAUGGACAUGGCCACGGUCACGACCAUAGCCACAGCCACGGCCACGGCCCAGGAUACGGGCAUGGGCAGGGACAUCAUGGACAUGGACACGGAGACAAGAAAAAACACAAAAAGCACAAGGAUGGCCACAAACACGGCAAAUGCCACAAGAAAGGAAAGGACUGUCACGGGGUAAGAUUAUAAAGGUUACUCUAAUAUCAAAUCUUCAAUCAGGGUGGAUUAAUCAGAUUAUAAAAUUGAUAUAAUCUAAAAAUUAACAGUAUAAUAGCUGCAGAAAUUUGACCUUCAUGUGUUUUCAAGAGUGUUAGUGUUUCGCUCAUGUGUCUGUUUUGUGUUUAUCUUCUCUGCAGUCCUCCAGCAGCUCCUGCAGCAGCAGCGAUUCAGACUAGAUGAAGAAUCCUGAUACAUGAUCGCAUCCGGAAACCUCCGUCCAUUUACCAAACAGUCUAAUUAUUGUUUUACUGCCUUUAAGUGUCUUUGCACAUAAUCUUUAGUGUAGUGUGAGAGACACACUGCUGGUGAUGUUGUACCCACAUGACAUGACUUUGUUUGUGAGAAUAAGAAAAGUGUUCAGUUUUGUUAUGAAUUAGUGCAAUCUUCCUUGUUUUUCCUGUAUUUUGUCCUUGUGCUUCCAAACACACCUCGUCAGUCUCAACAAUAAAACUGAUAAAACUUGGGUGUGCUCUUCAUUUGUUCAGGGAAGUUGGACUAUGAGCCACACCUCGGUCAAUAACAGAACUAUAAACGCUGAGGCUGGGUCUGCUGUUAAUGUUAUCUCAUUUUCAAAGCUUGUGCCGUAAAAUACUUUUUUAUGAUAACGUAUAGAAUUGUGAUUAAAAAGUGGCCUAUACUUACUGUAUUGGUAUACUUAUAGCGAUGCAUAUUAUAUUAUAUUAUAUUAUACUAUAUUAUAUUACACUAUUUUGUAUUAUAUUAUAUUGUAUUAUAUUAUAUAAUGGUAGAGUACAAAAUGUUUAAGAGUUAACAGCUACACAUUAUUUCUGAAAUAGGACCUUCUAAACUCAAGUAUUUGAUAGAGCUUAAAAAUUCCUUAUAAAAUAUUAGCACAGUUCAGAACAGAGGAGCAAAGUUCAGAUUGACUGGCCCAAGUUUGGUAUUAUCUUAUAAUUUUAUAUAAUUGGUAUUAUCCCUCCGUCACUUUUCCUUUCUUUUGUUUUUCUUUUUUCCUCUCUUUUCUCUCCUCCUUCUUUUGCUGUAUUAUCAAAUGCUUGAACAUUUACUUUACAUCGGUACAUAAGUGAAUGUAAAGCUAUUAUUUUUACACACAAGAUCUAAUGAAUCAAACCGUCUGUGCAAUAGUUCAAUUUAAAAAAAAUACAUUUAGUCCCAUUUAAUUUUGAAAACUCUGUGUUGUAGUUCUCAUCUUACUCUGGCAGGUGGCAGCAGUGCAGAAACGGAGCACGUCUGACGCUCCCUCGUUGGUGCGUACGCCCACCGGGACGUCGCCUCACAGACCAAUCAGGGCUCGCUGGCGUCCUCUUUCAGGAAGUAGUUGCAGAAACUACAGAGGAAAGAGCAAGGAGAGCUGUUAGCUACACCUGA